AUGCGCAUCCCUCAGCGAGAGAUAGCCGCCGGCCUCCGCCGUGGCCUGCACUCAAGCGCCAGGCCCGUCGCCGCCGCCCGGCCCGCGCUACGAGCCUUUCACCAGACCUCGCCCGCCCUCCGGCCCCGACAGCGCUCCUUCUUCACCUCCAACCCCCUCCUGGCCAGGGACGCCGACGGCGAUGGCGAACCUCCUGCCCAUACUACGCCGCCGCCCCAGCCGAGCCAAUACUCCCAGCAGCCGCCCGCCGCCCGCUCGAGCAACAGGAAGAAGCCCGCGAAGCCCGCUGCAGCAGCAGCCGCCGCCCCCAAGAAGUCCCUGAGCAACCCGCUCCGCCGCGUCGUCAGCAUCGCACAGCAGCCUGGCCGCAAGCAGACGGGUGCCAGGGUCGACAGCACAGGGUCGGGUGUCGAGCAUCCCGAGGAGGACCCGAGCACCAAGAUCAGGGCGAUAUGCGUCGCAGAGUCCUUCGACAUGGACCUCGUCAUCCGCAUCCUCACCGAGCACUGCUACCAGCUCGACCCGGACGGGCUGGGCUUUGACACCGCCGACGUCGUGCACGCCCGCACCCUGGGCGCUGGCGACCACGGCGACGUCUUCGUCUUCCCCUCGGGCACCGUCGUCACCUGGGGCCUGCCGGCCGAGGUCGGCAUCAACAUGGCCCAGGGCACCCUGCUGCGUGCCGCCCACAACUGUGACCUCGAGUCCGCCGAGCGCGAGAGCCUCGACUUCGAGGUCGACGGCUCCAUGACCACCAGCACCAUGCGCCGCGACAAGGUCAUCCUCGGCAUCAAGGAGCCCGCGGACGACGGCGUCGCCGACGGGGCCACCUACUACCCCACCCUGGCCAAGAUCGCCUUCUCCUCGGGCCUGGCCCGCAGCACAAAGAUCGCCUUCCUCGAGGCCCUCCUGAGCGCCUACUUCAAGAGGACAAAGGAGAUCCCCACCCAGCUGGUCGAGGGCCGCCUGGGCGUGAGCAAGAAGUUCAUCCUGCAGCGCACCGGCGAGCUGCUGGAGCUGCGGUCCCAGCUCAACCUCUACUCGGAGCUGACCGACUCGCUCCCGGACAUGUUCUGGGACCAGAACUCGGAGCUGCGCCUCGAGCAGAACUACGACCAGGUCGGCAAGGCCCUCGACGUCCUCGACCGCAUCGGCCUGCUCAACCAGCGCAUGGACUACGCCCAGGACAUGGCCACCGUCAUGCGCGAGAUGUACGACACCGACCACGGCGCCUUCCUCGAGAAGAUCAUCAUCGCCCUCAUCUGCAUCGAGGUCCUCUUCGAGAUGAGGCGCAUCUUUGUCGAGUACAAGGACUCGAUGGAGAAGGAGGACCUCCUUGCCAUCGAGCAACUUAUUUGA
This is a messenger RNA of Diaporthe batatas, 1359 nucleotides long. RefSeq lists its product as uncharacterized. Bases 1 to 1359 code for a protein of 452 amino acids. The record is from RefSeq and is a predicted model, not a curated record. NCBI's taxonomy places the organism in Eukaryota, Fungi, Ascomycota, Sordariomycetes, Diaporthales, Diaporthaceae. The transcript is spliced from 2 exons. Gene Ontology annotation, biological process: positive regulation of mitochondrial translation.